Vanessa atalanta (red admiral) is the source of this 1564-nucleotide messenger RNA. RefSeq lists its product as uncharacterized. The transcript is spliced from 8 exons. The coding region runs from base 118 to 1293 and encodes 391 amino acids. The record is from RefSeq and is a predicted model, not a curated record. Lineage: Eukaryota; Metazoa; Arthropoda; Insecta; Lepidoptera; Nymphalidae.
AUACUAAACGCAAAUGUCAUGUGCGGUGUGAGUGUUAAGCUAUGUUUCUCUAUUGCGAAAAAUUUCGAAUUUCUUUAGCGAAUAGCUGAAUAUUAGGUAAAAAUAUUAAAUGUGAAAAUGGCUAUCUGUUUACGUACAUUUUCGCAUAAAAUACUACCGAUAAAUGGAAUAGUUACUACCAAAAAUCAUUCCAAUCGAUUGUCUCGGAAAAUUCCAGUGCGAACACAGUUUCUGGAAGAUUUUCUUAGUAAAAGACGCAUAUCUAGUUGCCGAGUGGCACCAAAAUGUACGACGGAAAGUACCAUCGACGACAUUUAUGUUCAAGAAGUUCCUAACGCCGAUAGUUACCUAACCCGAAACUUAAACGAAAAGUCGAAACCAAUAUUCAUAGACAAUAAAGAGGCAAAUGCAGCUAUCGAGAAUGUAGAAAAUUAUAUGAAUUACUGCACAGAUGGAAUGAAAACUUUAAGUUUGACUUGUGAUGAUUAUGUAGAACAGAAAAAUUCUUAUAAUUCAAAUCAAAUGCCAUCAAUAAGUAUGAAUGAUGUUGACUUCUCAAAAUGUAAUGAGGACAUAGAGCCAACAUGCCUUUCGGACUUUGAACGUGAUGCUAUUGCAUACUGCAGUGGACCCUCUACUUCUGCACAAAUGUCACCAACUAGUUCUGAAGCUAGUGAUCAAGAAAAACCAAGUGAAGAGCAGUUAAUGAAAAUAUUUCAUACCUUAUCAAAUACUAUGCCAAGUUUGUUUGUAAAGCCAUUGGACUACUCAAUCUAUCAUCCAAAUUUAGUUUUUGUUAAUAAUAUUAGGGGUGUGACCACUGUAGGGCUGUUCCACUAUGUCAAGCAAGUAGCACUUUUGCGGACAGUGGCACACAUUAAAUUUGCUUAUGUGAACUUUGAAAUAUUGAAGAUAACAGCACACCCAGAAGAUUCUUCUAUUAGGAUGAGAUGGAGAAUCAGAGGCAUUUCUGGUCUUAAAGUAUUCUUUAUGUUCUGGAAAUACAAACUGUGGAACUUGAAGGAGGUUUUCCAAGAUCAAGAGCUGUGGUACGAUGGUUUUUCCACAUUUUAUGUUGGUUCCGAUGGUCUCAUUCAGAAGCAUGUAGCAGAUAAGGUGAUGCCGGAUCAAGAUUCAAUAGUAGAUGAUGAAGAAAAAGCACCAAUAGCUGCAAAAAUAGCUCUACUUAUUGGUCUUCUCCCUCGCAAUUAUCUCUCUGAUGUGUCUCCGUACUUCACAACAUCGUCAGGCACCUCUGAUUGCACUUCACAACCAUUUAAAGUCUUAGAAUAAUAAUUAAUCUUAUUAUAUAAAUAAUGUGUGAUAACUGAUAAUUAAUCUGCAAAACCACAAUUGUUAACAUUUUUAGAGCAGGGAUGAAAUAUCAUUUUUAUAUUUAUUGUUAAUUAAAUGAUUUUUUUGACAUUACUUUGCAGCUUUGCUUCUGCGAAUUGCAAAUAUAAAAAUUAUAGUAAUAUUUAUAAUCAAGAUUUGCAGUAUUUACUGUAAACUUAGUGAUGUUUAAAAAUUAGUAAACGCCUUUAGCUUAUAUAGAUGUUAUGUA